This is a messenger RNA of Myxozyma melibiosi, 1375 nucleotides long. RefSeq names its product Ribokinase-like protein. NCBI's taxonomy places the organism in Eukaryota, Fungi, Ascomycota, Lipomycetes, Lipomycetales, Lipomycetaceae. The transcript has 2 exons. The record is from RefSeq and is a predicted model, not a curated record. Bases 280 to 1287 code for a protein of 335 amino acids.
UCUUCUCGUCUGGAAUAUUUGCACUGAAUUGUAGAGAGCGAAGGGGUAAAUCGGGGAUAUAGGCCCCCCAGUCGUGCGGCUCAGCAGACUUGCAUUUGGCGGGGUGCUCGACUUUUUUACUGAUCGCGAAUUUUACUGAUCACAUGACCUACCAGAUUGGGUCUCGAGGAACAGUUGCUAUCAGGGCACAGUCAUGUCUCUAUAAAAUCAUCCACCGCGAACUCGACAGCAUCUUUUGCAUGGAGAAGUCAGAUCAGGACUAUUAGAAGGAUCUGAAUCAUGGAUAGCGUGCCCGAGGUCUUGUUUGCCUCGAUGGGCAUGUUCAUCAUCGACGAGAUCCACUAUCUCGACGGAACCUGUCUCAGAGAUAUCGUCGGCGGCGCAGGAACAUAUGCUGCCUACGGAGCCAGGUAUUUUCUGCCACCUCCAGCGUCUAAAGGCGUGGGGUGGAUCGUGGACGCCGGUAGUGAUUUUCCAGAGCAGAUUAAGCAGGAUUUGCUCGCCCUCGAUACCACCCUGAUUUUACGGGAGGAUAAGUCGAGACUUACGACCAGAGGAUGGAAUGGAUACACAGAGAAUGAGCACAGAGCAUUCAAAUACAUGACGCCAAAGAAGAGACUCACAACCGACGACCUCGAAGGCACACCGCUGAUAAAAUCCAGAACGUUUCAUCUCAUCUGCUCCCCCGAGCGCGCCACCAGUUUAAUUGAAGGCAUUGAAGGACGGAGGACAGCGUUAGGUGCCGGUUUGCCCAAGGCAAUUAUUGUAUGGGAACCAGUACCUGACUUGUGCACGCCUGACCAUCUGGAAGCGUGCUACGCCGCUUUACCUUCGGUCGACAUCUUAUCUCCCAACUCUGCCGAGGCAGCUGCGUUCUUUGGCCAGGACGAGCCCAAGGAGAAAGACGAGAUCGAGGCUAUCGCGCGUCGCUUUCUGCCAUACAUGCGCGACGACGCGGCUAUCGUGAUCCGAGCAGGCAGCUACGGCAGCCUUGUUCUUACAAAGAAAUCCGGGAGCACAUGGCUCGAGUCGUACCAUACGCCGUUCCCCGACCGAGUGGUCGAUCCUACCGGGGCGGGAAAUACGUUUGUCGGAGCAAUGUGCGUGGGCUACGUGCUCUCGGGCGGCGACUUUGUCGAAGCGGCGAUUUACGGGAAUAUAGCUGCCGGAUUGUCGAUCGAGCAGGUUGGCCUUGCACGGCCUUCGACGGCAGAUGGGGUUGAGCUGUGGAACGGCAGCAGGGUCACUGACCGAUUGGCAGAGUAUAAGAAGCGGAUAGGACGGUAGUGAGCUGUCGGUGUGUAUAUAUGUGUAGUAUCUGUAUUUAUAAUGCUAUUAUAGGAUCUGACUCUAUAAUAGUAGAGACCAGCGAGAA